GCUGCGUCUCGUGAUCCAGGUGUACCGAGCGAGCAGAGGGUGAGCUGUGAGGGGCAUCGGGCGCAGAUCAAACUGAGAUUGACAAUCUUUCCUUGGAGAGGGGGAAAGAGGUUAUUCACUACAAUGCGUUUGGUUAUUCUGGAUGACUAUGACAAGGCCAGUGAAUGGGCAGCUAGUUACAUCUGCAAUUCCAUUGUUCAAUUCAAGCCAGGCCCAGAUCGCUACUUCACUUUGGGUUUGCCUACAGGGAGCACACCUUCUGGAUGUUACAAAAAGCUGAUUGAAUAUUAUAAAAGUGGCCAUCUUUCAUUUAAAUAUGUGAAGACGUUUAACAUGGACGAAUAUGUUGCACUUCCAAGGGAUCAUCCAGAAAGUUACCAUUCCUAUAUGUGGAAUUCCUUUUUUAAACACAUCGACAUAGAUCCGAACAAUGCUCAUAUUCUUGACGGUAAUGCACCAGAUCUGCAAGCAGAGUGUGAUGCAUUUGAACAGAAAAUUGCUGAUGCCGGAGGAAUUCAGCUCUUUGUCGGAGGCAUUGGUCCUGAUGGGCAUAUUGCUUUCAAUGAACCCGGUUCUAGCCUGGUGUCAAGAACAAGGGUGAAAACAUUAGCCAAAGAGACCAUUCUUGCUAAUGCCAGAUUUUUUAAUGGUGAUCUGUCCAAAGUACCUACUAUGGCAUUAACCGUUGGUGUUGGAACAGUGAUGGAUGCUAAAGAGGUACUGAUUCUCAUCACAGGAGCUCACAAAGCAUUUGCAUUGUACAAGGCAAUAGAAGAGGGUGUCAAUCAUAUGUGGACCGUUUCUGCCUUCCAGCAGCACCCACGAACAAUCUUUGUUUGUGAUGAGGAUGCUACUUUGGAGCUUAAGGUUAAAACUGUGAAAUAUUUCCAAGGUUUAAUGCAUGUUCAUAAUAAACUUGUGAAGCCAUUGCACAGUAUGAAAAGUUACAAUGACUGAAGAAAGCAAGAGAAAACUUCCCAUAAUUCAGCUGACUGGAACCUGAAAAGGGAAUUGCUAAGUUGGAUUCUAUGCAACCUUUUUUUAUAUAUUGAAGAGUUAAUGUAAACUACACAGUGAUUGUGAAGUAAUUUAGUAACUGCUCUUGGGUAUUCAAAAAUUCUUUUGUUUUAUGACAGUGUUCUUAGUACUUGGGAGGCCAUAACCUAUGAAUGCUUAGCUGUUCAAGAUUAACUGCUACAAUGAAUAAGUUUAAGAAAAAAGCAAAGAUGGGAAUCAUCCACAGGCAGUCCCAAGGUUAUAUUUCUGAGAACUGUCUACAAGUCAAAAACUUGUUUACUGUAGCUACCCGUAUUAUAUCAGUGGACACAGAAUAAUACAGUAGAUACAGUAAUGAAGUGGAUAGGGAGCUGAGGAGGUAGAAGAUAGUGGAAAUGAGAAAGGUGCAGGUUGUUCAGUUUUCCUUAAGAUGACUGGAUGGAAUAUUGCUACCAUAUCCAUAAUGGACCAGUGUCUCGUUCAUACCUUUAAAGAAUCAUAAAAAAGGGGUCCAUUUUCUCAAAUCAUGACAUUGCCAACACAAUUUCACGGAAUGCAUUGUCAUUUUCUUAUUGUUGGAACAUUGUGAUUUUUUUUCAUCUGUUUCAUCUCUGCCACCUUUCGUGCUUCACAUUCCACCAGAUCAUCUUUUGAAAGUUCAGCUUCAUGACACUCUCAGCAUCAAUUUCCACUUCAGGCUGUUUGGCAAGCUUCUCAAUCUGUCAUCUUGUAAGUUUCAUCUUUCUGGAAACCUUUUAAAGCUGUCUACAAACUGGAGGCACAGCUUAUUCCAUACCAUAUUCAAAAAAUAUUCAGUAACCCCUACUUAGGCCUCAUCAGUGUUCUGGAUGCCUUGAUAAAUGUUUUAUCAUUUGUAAAUAUCCAGUCAAUCUUUCUGAUAGCAAAGAUUCUACCAAGAUGAUAAAAGCUUGGAAGCUUUUAUCAAAAGCUCACCACCCCUUCCCCACACCAUAGUAUAGACAAGUGAAGUUGUGUUUAAUGGAAGAAAUGUAACUUUUACAUUCCUGUGACAAUCUUGUGAAUGUGCUAGUGUCCAGGAGCAUUACUAACCACAGCAAAAUCUUGAAUGGGAUGUCCUAUUCUCUGCAGUAUUUGCUAUUUCAAGAAUAAUCGAUUCAUGGACCACCUCCCAAUUGCUAAUGGGACUCAACCCUUUGUAUUUGCAUGGAAAUUCAUUGGUAAGGUCACAUUGCUGAUAUGGUUAAAUACUCAUGGGUACUCCAAAUGGUAUUACCUCCAAGCAAAAGGAUGAGCUGAUUUUUUGCAUCCUCAAAACUAGGCAUUUUUCCCCCUCUUUGGAAAAGUAAAGUUCUAUCCCAGAUUAAAAAUUUGCUGUGCCAUGUAACCUCCAAUGUAUUUUUUUUUAGAUAUAUCAGGAAACAAUUCUGCCUUUCUAUCAGUAUUGACAGUCUUGCUACACACUUUCAUAUUUUGUGAAUCAGCACAAGUCUUGUCUAGUCAACAGACAAUGACUGGUGAUGAGAUCAGCAUCAUCAAAGUCUUAGGAAAAACUUCUGGCUUUUAUCUUGAAUCAGCUUUGGGCAAAGUGGAAUGCUCUCUCUUAAAUGUGAUCUUCCAGCUAUAAAGUAACUUCUUCAUCUCACAGCACCUGAUCACUGCUUUGUUAUCACAAUUGACUUUAAAGAUGCCAAAACUUUUACAUGUUCCUUUUCUAUAUUCCUUAUCUUUAAAUAGCUUUAAGUAUUGAGAUAGUGAGACAAAGCUUGUAUGAGAUGAAAUGAACUUUUCUGUCUCCUUCAUACUUGUACUGCUUUAAAUCAAUCACUUUACUCUUGUGAGAAGGACCAUUACUCUUGCUACUACUUUAUCACUUUAAUCUCAUUAUUACAAUGCAGAUAAAGUUGAUUAUUCUCAAUAUUAUGAGUCAAUGUGGCUGAUACCUGCAUUGUGCUACUAAUGUGACUGCAUAUAUAGACACUGCUUCCCACUUUUGUAUUCAUUUACAUUGCACUAGUUUUCAAUUUUAUAACUUUCCUAUCUAUGUUUAUUUUUUAAAAACUAUACCUGAGAAAAUUUGCUUGCAGUUUUCUGAAAGUCAUGUUAUCCAUUACCUGGGUAACUCCUGUACUUGCAAAGUACAAUUAUGUUUACAGAUUACUACAUAAAAGAUUCCAGAUUUCAAUUACCUCAGUAUUUUUUGCUUCCAUUCAGUACCUAGGAAUUAAAAUGUGCACACAAAGGACCAACAUGCUGAAGUAAAAGUUUCUGUUAUUGUAAGCUUCGUUAGCAUCUGUGGAAAUAUUAAAUGAGUAAUGUCUUCAUCUUCAUCUGCUGAGUUUUAGAAAGAAUGUAAUCAAAUUUCAAAAGCAUUUCAAUUGUUUUGAUUAUUUCACAAUCUAACCAACCCAAGAAAUACAAUUUUGUUUAUGUUUAUGGCUCUCCCCUAUUAAACAAUGGCACAUUGUUUACACAAUAUUAAGCAUUAAUAUUAAUAACAAAGUCAGAAAUUUCAUAUGUAGCUAAGUGGAUCAUAGAAUAUAUCUAUUUUGCAAAGUAACUGGGAAACUAUACUGCUGUGAUUUUAAACUUUUUCUGGUAUGAAUAUCCUGUUGCGCUUUUCAUGUUUAUUGUUUCACUACUUCAUGACAUGGUAUUAACCAGUACUUUGCUUUUCCUGUGUGUAUUUAGUAUUAUAAAGUGCAAUUAAUGAGAUCAUGUUGCAUUGUUUUAAUCAUGGGAAUUGUAGGGAAAAAAGUUAUCCUGGUUCUAUUUCUAUUGUUUAUAAAAAAAAUGUCUUCAGAAAUAUUAGUAGCUUAAGUGUUUACUUGCAAAAGUAUUAUUGCAAAAAAUCCUAAUUUAGAAUAUUUCACACAUUUAAUUAAAUGCUAUGGCUAUUUGAUUCCCAAAAGGUGCAUAAAUUGUACAGGAUACAAAUGCUGCACUAAUUGCUGCUUCAUGAUGUUGUAGAUCUGCAUGUUAAAUUUUCAUUUAUAUUAGCAGCUUUACCUGGAUGUCAAAGUUGUGUAUCAAAACACAGUAGCUUUAUGCCUUAAUCUAAAUAACCUUAACUGAUUUAUGUAUGAUCUCAAAGACCUUUUCAAUAACAUUUGUUCUGUACUCUUACAUUAAAUUCUUGCUGGAA
Molecule: messenger RNA, 4120 nt
Organism: Hypanus sabinus (Atlantic stingray)
Lineage: Eukaryota; Metazoa; Chordata; Chondrichthyes; Myliobatiformes; Dasyatidae
Gene: gnpda2
Product: glucosamine-6-phosphate deaminase 2
Exons: 7
Coding region: 124-957 (277 amino acids)
Biological process (GO): carbohydrate metabolic process; D-glucosamine catabolic process; N-acetylglucosamine catabolic process
Cellular component (GO): cytoplasm
Molecular function (GO): glucosamine-6-phosphate deaminase activity; identical protein binding
Source: RefSeq, a predicted model, not a curated record